AUGCCUGGCCACUCUGAAACUCUGAAGGAUGCAGCCACGGACUUUGCAGUGGAGAACCCCAAGGAGCCUUGGCAAAAGCUGAGGGCAUGGAAGCCUGGCUGUGGUGAUUCGCUCCGUGUAGGACUUCGCUCAAUUCAAGGAGUCCGCCGGCACCUGAGAUCACCUGAGCACUUUUCCAUGAUCCUUUCGACCCCAUCCUCUCCCCGAACUCGAGAGGUGCAAAAUGCCGCGGAACAGUCUGCCCAGCUGCUUGAGACGGCGAACACGGAGGUUCUGAAGGAGGCGCGGAUUUUGUGGACCAGUUGUCGUUGUACAAGUAGCGGGGUUAGCUUUUUGCUUUGCUCGGACCAUCUCGGAACCAGAUGUGAGCUGCAGGAUCAAGACAUUCCAAAAAAAGCGCUGGAAGAUGUGGACGCGCAAGCAAGAUCUGAAGAGUGA
Molecule: messenger RNA, 438 nt
Organism: Symbiodinium natans
Lineage: Eukaryota; Dinophyceae; Suessiales; Symbiodiniaceae
Source: the annotation of a GenBank genome assembly